AUGGCCUCCAAAUCUCACAACCUCGUCCUGGUUCGCACUUCACCCACCUUCUCUCAGAAGCGCACUGCCAUCAACUUCUCGCCCAUCCACAUCGCCCUCGACUCUUCUCCGGACCCCACCACCGCUACCACGACUCCCACCAUCAGCGGCAUAUCCACCGUCACCACCGCAAUCGACCCCCUCGUCCGCGGCGUCUACCUGCCAAGCAACUACACCGCCCUCGACCAGCGCACACAAGCCCGAGUCCUCCUCUCCGCCUCCCUCAUCCACGUCACCGACGCCGACUCGAGCGCCGCCCUCGCCCACACGAUCGUCGCGCAGCAGCUGCGCACCCAGGAAGUCAUCGACGCGCACGCCGCCGCGCUGCGCUACCUCGAUGCGCUGAACAAGGUGAAAGCCAAGCGGCAGGAAUUGGCCAGCUAUCUGGAUGCGAGGGCGCCGGAGGGAAGGUGUGGUAGGGAGUGGGGGCUAGGGGAGACGGAGAAGCUGGUGGCGGAGUUGGAGGGGUGUGUGGCGGUGGCGAGGGGGUUGAGGGAGGGUGGUGUGAAGAUGGGGGAGGGGAAGGGGGUGGAGGAGGAGGAGGGCCGGGGCCGGGGCGACCAGAAAGGCGACGACGACAAGGUCAAGAAGGGGAAGACGAAGAAAUCGAAGAACAAAUGGGCUGAUGCGUUUGCAGAGCUGUGA
Cyphellophora europaea CBS 101466 is the source of this 684-nucleotide messenger RNA. RefSeq lists its product as uncharacterized. The record is from RefSeq and is a predicted model, not a curated record. NCBI's taxonomy places the organism in Eukaryota, Fungi, Ascomycota, Eurotiomycetes, Chaetothyriales, Cyphellophoraceae. Bases 1 to 684 code for a protein of 227 amino acids. The transcript has 2 exons.